AUGACAUCACAGCUGGAGGUGUUUUCCCCCCCAUCAGUGUCGUCGAGUGCCUUCUGCAGUGCAAAGAAACUGAAAAUAGAGGCUUCUGGUUGGGAUGUUUCUGGACAGAGCAGCAACGACAAAUACUAUACCCACAGCAAAACCCUCCCAGCCACACAAGGGCAAACCAGCUCUUCUCACCAGGUAGCAAACUUCAACAUCCCUGCUUACGACCAGGGCCUCCUCCUCCCAGCUCUUGUAGUGGAGCAUAUUGUUGUCACAGCUGCUGAUAGCUCUGCUGCUACAUCAGCCUUCCAAAGCAGCCAGACCCUGACUCACAGAAGCAACGUUUCUUUGCUUGAGCCACAUCAGAAAUGUGGAUUGAAAAGAAAAAGUGAGGAAUUUGACAGCAACGGUAGCGUGCAAAUCAUAGAAGAACAUCCCCCUCUCGUGCUGCAAAACAGGACUGCGGUGGGUGCUUCUGCCACGACCACCACCGUGACCACGAAGAGUAGCAGUUCCAGUGGAGAAGGGGAUUACCAGCUGGUCCAGCAUGAGAUCCUUUGCUCUAUGACAAACAGCUAUGAAGUCUUGGAGUUCUUAGGCCGGGGAACAUUUGGACAGGUGGCUAAGUGCUGGAAGCGGAGCACCAAGGAAAUUGUGGCUAUUAAAAUCUUGAAGAACCACCCCUCCUAUGCCAGGCAAGGACAGAUUGAAGUGAGCAUCCUUUCCCGCCUAAGCAGUGAAAAUGCCGAUGAGUAUCAUUUUGUCCGCUCUUAUGAGUGCUUUCAGCAUAAGAAUCAUACCUGCCUUGUGUUUGAGAUGCUGGAGCAGAACUUAUAUGAUUUUCUAAAGCAGAACAAGUUUAGCCCACUGCCACUCAAGUACAUCAGACCCAUCUUGCAGCAGGUGGCCACAGCCCUGAUGAAGCUCAAGAGCCUUGGUCUAAUUCACACUGACCUUAAGCCUGAAAACAUAAUGCUGGUCGAUCCAGUGCGCCAACCCUACCGAGUGAAGGUCAUUGACUUUGGUUCUGCUAGUCACGUUUCCAAAGCUGUGUGCUCAGCCUACUUACAGUCACGUUACUACAGAGCCCCUGAAAUUAUUCUUGGAUUACCAUUUUGUGAAGCUAUUGACAUGUGGUCAUUGGGCUGUGUGAUAGCUGAGCUGUUCCUGGGGUGGCCUCUUUAUCCUGGUGCUUCAGAAUAUGAUCAGAUUCGUUACAUUUCACAAACACAAGGCCUGCCAGCUGAAUAUCUUCUCAGUGCCGGAACCAAAACAACCAGGUUUUUCAACAGAGAUCCUACUUUGGGGUACCCACUGUGGAGGCUUAAGACACCUGAAGAACAUGAAUUGGAGACUGGGAUCAGAUCAAAAGAAGCUCGAAAGUACAUUUUUAAUUGUUUAGAUGAUAUGGCUCAGGUGAACAUGUCCACAGACUUAGAGGGAACAGAUAUGUUGGCAGAGAAGGCGGAUCGAAGAGAAUACAUUGAUCUGUUAAAAAAACUGCUAACAAUUGAUGCGGAUAAGAGAAUUACUCCUCUGAAAACUCUUAACCAUCAGUUUGUGACAAUGACUCACCUUCUGGAUUUUCCACAUAGCAAUCAUGUUAAGUCUUGUUUUCAGAACAUGGAGAUCUGCAAACGGAGGGUUCACAUGUAUGAUACAGUGAGUCAGAUCAAGAGUCCCUUCACCACGCAUGUUGCCCCAAAUACAAGCACAAAUCUAACCAUGAGCUUCAGCAACCAACUUAAUACCGUGCACAAUCAGGCCAGUGUUCUAGCUUCCAGUUCUACUGCAGCAGCUGCUACUCUUUCUCUGGCUAAUUCAGAUGUCUCACUGCUAAAGUACCAGUCGGCUUUGUACCCAUCAUCUGCAGCACCAGUUCCUGGAGUUGCCCAGCAGGGUGUUUGCUUGCAGCCUGGAACCACCCAUAUUUGCACUCAGACAGAUCCAUUCCAACAAACAUUUAUAGUAUGUCCACCUGCUUUUCAAACUGGACUACAAGCAACAACAAAGCAUUCUGGAUUCCCUGUGAGGAUGGAUAAUGCUGUGCCCAUUGUACCCCAGGCACCAGCUGCUCAGCCACUACAGAGACAGUCGGGAGUUCUUCCACAGGGAAGCUGUACACCACUAAUGGUAGCAAGUCUCCACCCUCAAGUAGCCACCAUCACACCGCAGUAUGCGGUGCCCUUUACUCUGAGCUGCGCAGCAAGCCGGCCGGCGCUGGUUGAACAGACUGCCGCUGUACUGCAGGCUUGGCCCGGAGGAACCCAACAAAUUCUCCUGCCUUCAAGUUGGCAACAGUUGCCUGGGGUAGCUCUACACAACUCAGUCCGGCCCACUGCAGUGAUUCCAGAGGCCAUGGGCAGUGGCCAGCAGCUCACAGACUGGAGGAAUGCCCACUCUGAUGGCAACCAGUACAGCACUAUUAUGCAGCAGCCAUCCUUGCUGACUAACCAUGUAACGUUGGCCACUGCUCAGCCCCUUAAUGUUGGCGUUGCCCAUGUUGUCAGACAACAAGAAUCCAGUUUCCUCCCUUCAAAGAAGAAUAAGCAGUCUGCUCCAGUGUCUUCUAAGUCCUCUCUGGAUGUUCUGCCUUCUCAAGUCUAUUCUCUGGUUGGGAGCAGCCCCCUCCGUACCACAUCUUCUUAUAAUUCCCUAGUCCCUGUACAAGAUCAGCAUCAGCCAAUCAUCAUUCCAGAUACUCCCAGCCCUCGUGUGAGUGUCAUCACUAUCCGCAGUGACACUGAUGAGGAAGAGGACAACAAAUAUAAGCCCAAUAGCUCUGGCCUGAAGGCAAGGUCUAAUGUCAUCAGUUAUGUCACUGUCAAUGAUUCUCCAGACUCUGAUUCUUCCUUGAGCAGCCCAUAUUCUACUGAUACCCUGAGUGCUCUCCGGGGCAAUAGUGGACCCCUUCCGGAGGGUCCCGGCAGAGUCGUGGGGGAUGGCACUGGCACCCGCACCAUCAUUGUACCUCCACUGAAAACUCAGCUUGGUGACUGCACUGUAGCAACCCAGGCCUCAGGUCUCCUGAGCAGUAAGACCAAGCCAGUGGCUUCAGUGAGCGGGCAGUCAUCUGGAUGCUGUAUCACCCCCACAGGAUAUCGAGCUCAGCGUGGGGGGACCGGCGCAGCACAGCCACUCAACCUUAGCCAGAACCAGCAGUCAUUGUCAGCUCCAACCUCGCAGGAGAGAAGCAGCAACCCUGCCCCCCGCAGGCAGCAGGCGUUUGUGACCCCACUCUCCCAAGCCCAUUAUGCCUUCCAGCAUGGCAGCCCACUACAUUUGAUCGGGCACCCACACCGGGCCCCAGCCCCUGCUCACCUGCCAAGCCAGCCUCACCUGUAUAUGUAUGCUGCCCCCACUUCUGCUGCUGCAUUGGGCUCCACCAGCUCCAUUGCUCAUCUCUUCUCCCCGCAGGGCUCUUCAAGGCAUGCUGCAGCAUAUACCACCUACCCUAGCACUCUGGUGCACCAGGUCCCUGUCAGUGUUGGGCCCAGUCUCCUCACUUGUGCCAGCGUGGCCCCUGCUCAGUACCAACACCAAUUUGCCACCCAGUCUUACAUUGGGUCUUCCCGAGGCUCAACCAUUUACACUAGAUACCCACUGAGCCCUACCAAGAUCAGCCAGUAUUCUUACUUGUAGUUGCUGAGUGUGAGGGAGGAGGGGUCAGAGUUCUUAAUGGGCUGUGAUGAGCUCCUCCCUCACCCUCUCCUGAAACUCCUUAGCCAGCAACUUGCUCUGCAGGGGCACACUGAAGCAGAAGGCUUUUCUCUGGGGAACCUGUCUCAGUGUUGACUGCAUUGUUGUAGUCUCCCAAAGUCUGCCCUAUUUUUUAAUUCUUUAUUUUUGU
This is a messenger RNA of Mesoplodon densirostris (Blainville's beaked whale), 3835 nucleotides long. RefSeq names its product homeodomain-interacting protein kinase 1-like. Bases 1 to 3627 code for a protein of 1208 amino acids. Gene Ontology annotation, cellular component: nucleus; PML body; cytoplasm. The transcript has a single exon. Lineage: Eukaryota; Metazoa; Chordata; Mammalia; Artiodactyla; Ziphiidae. Gene Ontology annotation, biological process: peptidyl-threonine phosphorylation; smoothened signaling pathway; peptidyl-serine phosphorylation. Gene Ontology annotation, molecular function: ATP binding; protein serine/threonine kinase activity; protein tyrosine kinase activity. The record is from RefSeq and is a predicted model, not a curated record.